ACUACGUCAUCUCAAGGGCCGGAAGUAAAGGGUGAGGGAGAGCGCGGGCGUCAGCCUCGAGGAAGGCCCCCUCGCCCCGCUCGCCUGGGCCGCGCUUGCGAAGAGGGGAGUAGAAGUGGGCGCGGGGCGCGAAGAUGCCAGUGGCGGUGAUGGCGGCGACGAGCGGCGCCUUUAGCUACCGGAAGCUGCUGGAGCAGUGCGAGACUCAAGAGCUAGAGGCCCCUGGAGGGAUAGCAACACCACCUGUUUAUGCCCAGCUCCUAGCUUUGUACCUUUUGCACAAUGACAUGAAUAAUGCACGAUAUCUUUGGAAAAGAAUCCCUCCUGCUAUUAAGUCUGCAAAUCCUGAACUAGGUGCAAUUUGGUCAGUAGGGCAAAGAAUCUGGCAAAGAGACUUCCCUGGAAUUUACACAACAAUUGGUGCACAUCAGUGGUCUGAAACUAUUCAGCCAAUCAUGGAAGCACUUAGAGAUGCAACCAGGCGGCGAGCCUUUGGACUGGUCUCUCAGGCAUAUACCUCAAUAAGUGCGGAUGAUUUUGCAGCCUUUGUUGGGCUCCCUGUAGAGGAAGCAGUGAAAGGCGUUCUUGAUCAAGGAUGGCAAGCAGACUUAUCAACUCGCAUGGUUAUGCCUAAAAAGCCUGGUCCUCAAGAGCCUUUGUUUAACAGAUUUCACCCAUUAUCAGAACCUGCUCCAGUCCCACCAAUUCCUAAUGAACAGCAGUUGGCCCGAUUAACUGACUAUGUGGCUUUCCUUGAAAACUGAUAACUCAUUCAUGAUGUCCUGUGUACUUCUAGACCCUUCGACAUGUUAUCCUGUUAAAUGUUGCAGUGUAUGCACUAUUAUGGACAUGCUGGUAUAAAAUAGUGUUGUAUUUCACCUUUACACUUAUUUUGCUGGAGCAAGGUUAUUGGUUCAGUAUAGUUUCCUUAAUGUUUAUCAAACAGCAGGUGCAAGCAGUAUUAUGGUGUUAGGUUUGAAACCCUUUAAUGUGGUGGAGACAGCUACACUUCAGCUGUAAAUGCAGGGAUGGAGAGAAGUGAUUACCAUUGCUACGCAGAAUGAAAACCAAACAUUGGAAGGAUUGCUUGAAGACAAGGAAAUCAGGUUCAGUGCAUAUCCAAGAAGGAUCAUAGUGGUGUUCCAUAGGUAGUGGAGUUUGAUUACUAUGUACUAAAUGCCAUAGCUUGGUUCUGUUAUAAUGGGGCUCCGUAGUUCAUUGCUUUUCCUACUUCUCGUUUCCUAAUGUAGGCUCCCUAUUUAAGACAAAUGUUGGGUGCUCUACAUAAUAGUCCUCUUUUUAAAAAGAAACACACACUGAUGAUCAAUCAUUCUAGAUCUGGGCAGAUGUGGAUAUUUUUUCAGCAAAAAAGCUGGUUUUCAAAAAGCUUAAUUGCUAACAGUAUCCAUAUAAUAGUCUCAGUGUCUUGACUUGUGAUAUUUUGAGGAAGUUCUCUCAAAUAUGGAGCCUGUAUUUAUUUAGGUCAGCAAUUUCUGAUUGCCUGUUCUGGCAUCCUGGGAAAGUCUUGCCCUCACUUGAAAACCAAUCCUAUCAUUGAUGCAUAUGGGUGAAAUUAUACUGUCACUUUGGUUUUGGUAGAAUAUUUCUGGGUUGGAAUACUGCUGGUAUUAAUUGCUACCUUCAGCGCUAACAUGAGAAUUUGAAGGAAAUUAUUUGCCAUUCCCCUACCUCUAAUGUCUGCAUUUAAAGCACCACCAUCCUUCUAAAGUCCCUUUCCUCUUUUUCCAUCAUUAGAUGGUCAUAUUUAAUGACCUGUCACUCGGAAAAUGGCUGGUGUUUGUCCUCUGUAGUGACACUCUUCUCCUAGUGCACUACUACUGUACAUUCUCAUGAUGUUUUGUAUGUGUUGAGGUGUGAGAGGGUCCUGAUAUGUGCAUAGUUACUUUGAGAGCCUCUUUAUGAGUGGUAAACAUUGAUCUCAAGCUUUUAUUUAUUUGAAAAUCUUUUAAAACAACUCUAAACAGUUGACGGAAACUUAAUUUCAAUAAUAUUAAAAUAUGUUUACACCA
Molecule: messenger RNA, 2030 nt
Organism: Hemicordylus capensis (graceful crag lizard)
Lineage: Eukaryota; Metazoa; Chordata; Lepidosauria; Squamata; Cordylidae
Gene: COPS8
Product: COP9 signalosome subunit 8
Exons: 8
Coding region: 135-764 (209 amino acids)
Biological process (GO): protein deneddylation; COP9 signalosome assembly
Cellular component (GO): COP9 signalosome
Source: RefSeq, a predicted model, not a curated record